Molecule: messenger RNA, 2608 nt
Organism: Pocillopora verrucosa
Lineage: Eukaryota; Metazoa; Cnidaria; Anthozoa; Scleractinia; Pocilloporidae
Source: RefSeq, a predicted model, not a curated record
AUAUUCAUGGUGUCCACAGCAACUUGGAGGUACCUUCGUUGGUCCAUUGCAACAAUCGUUUUUAUCUUUGUACUCCUUUCGCUUCGUGUAUUUACUCCACCAAGGUCCAGAUAUUUACAACCUCCAUUUAAAGCGAUGACAGACCAGAAGAAAACUGAGACAUGUGACUGUAGAAACAUAAUCAAGGAAAGAGAGAAUACAACAAAGGAGAGAAAUGAUGCAACCAAGGUACGUGAAGAUACUAAGGCAGAUGUAAAGACAACUGAAUCAACUUGGCUCAGGGAAUCUUUUGGAAAGGAACUUCACGAAAUCCACUCCCAACUAAAAUACCUCUUAGAUCAUAAAAGUAUACCCUCACCGGAUUUUGUUAACAAGGUUGGAGACCUUGCCAAACGCCUUGACGGCAAAUCAGAACCACCAACUCCAAAUAAUGGCAUGAAAAAUAACAGUUUGAAUGUGUGUCCGGAAGAAUACAAAGGCAGCAAAUUUGGUUACCCAUUUUAUUCUACAGGUUGGGUCCUUACUAACUGUAUCAAUGUCAAACCACUUAGCUCCGUCAUAAGUGUUUUAAUAAACACUGUCGCAUAUCCAAAAGAAGAUGAGAAACACAUUCGUAAUGUAAUAAAGGGUAUCAAUGAUACCUAUCCAAUAGUUCACGUUUACGUAGCAACGCGCAGUGACGAUAUCAUAGAAAUGGCCAAAGAGUACGAAAACAUUGACGUGGUUAAAGUCGAUGAUACAAAUGCAGCAAAAGUGUGGAACAUGCUUAAAGCUAAAGCCUCCACACCUUAUGUGCUGGUCGCACGUGAUGUGGUUCACUUCUCAUGGUUCACUCAAAUAGAAAGACAAAUUCGUGUGGUCAGUCAGAUACCAAAUGUAAAAGUUGCCGGGGGAGCAUUUCGGAAUAUUUCUGGUCACUGGAAAGCAGGAUGUGUGCAAACCAAACUACUAAACUACGUGCUAGAAUAUCAAGAAGGCUACUUUCACUCACAAAAUGCAUGCAUGUUUUGUGAUUUUCUGCAAGGACCUUUUCUGACUAAAACAGACUUGUUUAAGCUGGACGAAAGUCUUCCAAACGAAGUAGUAUUUGAAGACUGGUUCUUGCGCAUUAGAAAGGAUGGCCACCAAGUGAUGACAUGCCCUGACGCUAUGUAUUUCACUUUGGAUUACUUUUCGUAUACCAAGAGCACUAAAAAAGAUGUCUGGACACCUUUGGCAAAAAAGUGGGGGAUUAAUCGCGUACUUUUGCCCCAGGGGAUCAAAUUUUCAUUCUCUUGUGACGAUAUUGGCGUCUCGUGCAAGGCAACUCACGAAUUACUCCCAAUUUGUUGCCUGGAAGAGUACGCACAUCUCUUGACAGUCCUUCAGAAGUUCUGUGAUGAAAGAAAUAUUUCAUUUGAACUCGAUUCUGGUUCUAUUCUUGGUGGUGUUAAGUUCGAUGGUCUUUUACCGUAUGAUGCCGACGGAGAUCUCAUCAUGAUGUCAACACAAAUAGAAAUAUUUAGCAAAGAUGAGACAAAACAAUAUUUUCGGAAUAAAGGUAUCUCCGUCUACGGGUAUAAACCGCCAAUAUUUAACGAGAAAAUGGGAAAAUUAGUUAAUGGUUUCACGUACAUGGGUUUCCGUGGCUUUUACAUCGAAGUUUGGGGGAUGUGGAACACGACAAAUUGGCUCCAUCUUCCACCAGAGCUACGAAACUUUGCAUCGUUCACCAAAGCGAAUAUAAGAGGUAACUGGAUUAACACGGCAUGCAAUCCUGCUUUGUAUGUGAGGGGUCGUUAUGGAAGAGAAAUUUUGAAACAUGCUCAGUCCUGGAUAAAACAAGGACUGGGAAGUGGUUGGGGGGAAUACAAAGCUGGCACCUUCAAGCCGUGUAAUAAACCAAAGCAUCAUUCAUGCUUAGAUAAUUUGCCAGCCGAUGGUAAUAUUCCGUUUUUUGUGGAUUAAUUGAGCUUGCCUCAUGAAACUUGUUAUCACAGAUGCGAGAAUCAAAACAUCUGCCCGUGAGCUUUGGCCGUGUGUUGAGGCCAAUGAAGAAGGAAACGUAAAGAUAGCUUAUCAAACUAGGAAGGCCUCAAAAGAGAUUAAAAAGCCGACUUGUGGAUCGUUUUCACAUGACCUCACGACGAGUCAUUGGUUCAUGGCAAAGUCUGGUUACAAGGUUUGACCGUAAAAUAACGUUGUUGUCACUGGCAACCUUCCUCUUUUCGAAUGGUUACCAAAUCUCAACAGCCGAGCGUCACCAACCGUCAAACACGAAAGCCCGCCAAAAGAAGUCAAACGACACGUUGCCACUCGAAACGGGGCCAGUUGCCCGUGACAACAACACGAUUUCAACGUCAAAAUGUGAUCGCCAAACUUCCGUUGCGCCUCACGCAAUUGUAAAAUCGUAGUACCUUUCUUAGGGCAAAGGAAGAUUGUGUGUUAUCGACUUUACUAGUCAUAUGAAAACGAUUUCUUCUCGUCUCACCACAUUCUUACUAAAUGAAAGACAUACUAGGACUAAAGAACACGAUAUCAUGAUCAAUUUUUUCUUCCAAAUAAUUUUUAGAGCGGACAAAUGAUAAUCCGAUUAGUUAGAUAAAUGAAUGUUCACUUACUGUGUUGU